Messenger RNA from Topomyia yanbarensis, 2219 nucleotides. It is a transcript of the gene wrapper, whose product is annotated as limbic system-associated membrane protein. Gene Ontology annotation, biological process: homophilic cell-cell adhesion; synapse organization. The record is from RefSeq and is a predicted model, not a curated record. Bases 643 to 2187 code for a protein of 514 amino acids. Gene Ontology annotation, molecular function: protein binding; axon guidance receptor activity. NCBI's taxonomy places the organism in Eukaryota, Metazoa, Arthropoda, Insecta, Diptera, Culicidae. The transcript has 7 exons. Gene Ontology annotation, cellular component: neuronal cell body; axon; plasma membrane.
AAAGCUCCGGGCCGGCGGUCAGUAUCCAUUUGGCGACCACGCUGUCAACACACGCUGAUCCGGCUCUUCUCUCUUACUAAAAAAGAAUUGCAGCAACUAUCCGGCAGGAUCGUACAAAGUGCUCAGUGGAAACAUAGACCCGUGUGAUUUAUGCCAACCAACCAACGGUCGAAGGGCAUUGGGAAGCGGGUGCCAUCAUCGAAAUAUUUGAUGUAUUUUUUUUGUAACCGAUCUCCGUACGUGUCUUUUUACCAAACUGAAACAUAAAGGCACAAAAGAACAGUUCGACCAAAAGAGAACUGAUCCAAUUUGGAAAGCCAUACAGGAAUUAAGCGGUUGCGUGAUUUUUGUGAAGUGAACCCCUAUAGUUUAGUCGCAUAGGAAGUGAGAGAGCUACCAGGAACGACGUGUUAAAUUGGGAUAAUUGUGUGUGAAAUUGUUAUGGUUAUCGAUAAUCGAGUCUAUGAUCCAAGUACAACGUAAUAUGGUGAAUAGUGUGACGCAGAAGAAAAAUAUUGUGGAUUUAAAAGUUAAGUUAGUGUAUAAACGCAUUAGAACUCAUGAGAUGCUGUAAACAUAUGUAUCACAGUCAACUCAAGACUAACCGGAAAUAUUUUGAUAUACUCUUAAAAAACGAACAUCAUGAUUGGCACGAUGAUCUCAGCUAAUAGCAGAAAUACAUUUGCAUUUCUCACUUAUUACUUCUUGGUUCCUACAAUCUCAGCGAUGCUCCAAUUUUCCUUGGCGCAUGGUCAACAUCAACAGCAAUUUAGAAGUGUGCCCACAACGGUCAAGACGUAUGAGAACGAAACAGUUCUACUACCAUGCUAUCACAACUCUCCCUACAGAUACGUACGAUGGUCUCGCGAUGAUCUGUUGCUGGCCGAUUCGAGGUAUCCGGAUUUGACGCCACCACCAAGAGUACAGUUGUGGAAAAAUGGCAGCCUCGAGGUCAAUCAGGUACAGAUGGACGAUACCGGAGACUACACGUGUGAAAUUACGACCGAGGGCGGUAAGGCCAUCCAGCAGCAUGCGAUCGAGGUGCAGUAUCCUCCAACGAUAUCCAUGUACCCAUCGGACAAGAUCGAGGUAAAAGUUGGUCAUAUAUUGGAAAUUAUCUGCGACACGACUGGAGUACCACAGCCAUAUAUUACGUGGAAUUUCAAGAAUGACAACACCAGUGCCACCUUUGAAAAUAGCCGAAAAAUAAGCGUCCUGAUAGAAGAUAAAGAUUUCGCUGGUCCCAUUGAAUGUCUCGCUACGAAUGGCGUUGGUGAACCAGCCAGCGCAGUUCUGGAUGUUUUUGUUGACUUUGUUCCGGAAAUCAUUGUUAAAACAACGCCCGUCCACACAAAAAACGGCCAAAGCGCACAACUGGAAUGUGUCGUCACAUCUGCCCCUACCGCUUCCGUCCACUGGUUCCACAAUGGGCUACCACUACCGUCAGAUCGUCGUUUCUCCAAGCAGGACAACAUCGUCGCAACGCCGCAAUAUCACACCGUAUAUCGGCACGUGCUGCACAUUCGCAACAUUCGAGACGCCGAUCUCGGUCAGUACGAGUGUAAAGCGGAAAACAAGAUAGGGAUAAAAGGUACCCACAUUGAACUGACGGGACGUCCAAUGCCAGCAUCCUUUAAACCGUCCGCCGAGAUGUCCUCUCCAACUACGCACAACUUGAUCUGGCAAGUGGAAAGCUUUUCGACGAUCAUCGAAUACAAACUGAAAUUUCGAAUGAUACCAUCGGGGAACAUCACACCCAACAGGCGCUAUCCAAAUCUGGCCUGGAGUGAGUUGAUCAUACCUUCAGAUGGUUCUGCCGGUCCUCUGCACAGUACCGGCUAUACGUUGCAGGGACUACAGGCGACCAGUGUGUAUGAGGUUACGGUUUCAGCCAGAAAUAGGUAUGGCUGGAGCGAUUCUAGCAACAUACUAAGAUUUGCAACAGGUGGUGAGAUUGAAUUGGAAGAUCCGGGAUAUCAAACGACGGAGACAAUCGACUACUCUGAUGAGAGUGAAGACCCCAACAUAACGGAUAACGUUAUUACCAGAGACUUUUAUGAUUAUAGUAGUUUUCAAACUAGUGAAUCGAGAACGAUUGGAGCUGGUGCGGGAUUGCGGUGUGAAGCGGUGCUUGUCCUAGUGACUCUGAUCAUAGUGUACUACAUCAGUAACGUGGUUAAGAAAUAAAAGUGCCACUGUACAUUUUGAUGUUUUUCCAA